This is a messenger RNA of Acaulospora colombiana, 742 nucleotides long. The record is from the annotation of a GenBank genome assembly. Lineage: Eukaryota; Fungi; Glomeromycota; Glomeromycetes; Diversisporales; Acaulosporaceae.
CUGAACCAGAGGUCCAUGAUGAAGAUCCCCUCGCACAAGCUUUCUCUCGUACUCUCGACGCGACCACCAACGGCUUUUCGAUUCUCCAACUCCUCAAAAUGUUCAUUCCCAUCUUCCGUCUGAUCACAUUCGAUACUCGGACCCGUAUCAAUGCCAAAUCCAGAGGCAUCGUCCACAGAAUCGGAAACGAGAUUGUGGCCGAACGCAAGCAGGCAAUAUCCGAGGAGAAGAAUAGCGGCAGCAAUCAAUCAACUGGCGCAAAAGAUCUUUUGACAUUGUUGAUCAAAGCCAACUUGGCCGACAGUGGCACAGAUCGAAGGUUGUCCGACGAGGAGGUCAUGAGCCAGAUACCCACCUUCUUCAUCGCGGGACACGAGACAACUUCGACUUCGACGGCAUGGGCACUCGUCUCGCUCGCGUGCGACCCUGCCAUCCAAGACAAGCUCCGGGCAGAGCUACUCGAGGUACCUACGGACCGCCCGACGAUGGAAGAACUUAAUUCGUUGUCUUAUAUGGAUAUGGUUGUCCGGGAGACGUUAAGGUAUCACGCUGUCGUGAAUGAAACCGUGCGUGUUGUGGCGGAGGACGACGUGAUUCCGUUCGAAAAGCCAUUCGAGGACAAGGUGAAAAAAGGGGAUGGGAUUCUCAUUCCGAUCCGAGUGAUGAACACAUUGCCAGAAAUAUGGGGUCCAGAUUCUGAAGAGUUCAAGUGUGUUGACACCGUUUCCCUGCUUUCUAACUG